This is a messenger RNA of Cryptococcus amylolentus CBS 6039, 1164 nucleotides long. RefSeq lists its product as hypothetical. Gene Ontology annotation, molecular function: 2-oxoglutarate-dependent dioxygenase activity. The coding region runs from base 1 to 1164 and encodes 387 amino acids. The record is from RefSeq and is a predicted model, not a curated record. The transcript is spliced from 5 exons. Gene Ontology annotation, cellular component: cytoplasm. Lineage: Eukaryota; Fungi; Basidiomycota; Tremellomycetes; Tremellales; Cryptococcaceae.
AUGUCCGCUACGGUACUCGAGACUGCCACCGGCCUUGAAACGCCCACUGCCACACUCUCCCUCCGCGGUGGGCCAGACCCCGCCCCCGCCCCCUCCCCUGCCGCCGAGGCCAAGCAAAAGGCUGAGCCAGCCCAGCGCCGCUCCAACUUCCUCCCCGCCCCCGGCCCAGACUACAAAUACGCCCGUUUCCUCCCCUCUUACGACCACGACCUCCAUCUCCCUCCCCUCGAGCCUUUCGAGCACGUCGACCCCGGGCACGCUGCUUUGAAGCACGAGAACCCGAGAGAGUUUUUGAAAGGGGAGGGGAAGAGGGAGGUGAGGUUGACGCCGAAGAUUGGGAGUGAGGUGCAUGGGGUGCAGUUGAGUCAGUUGGAUGAGCGCGCCAAGAGCCAGCUCGCGCUCUUUGUAGCCCAACGCGGCGUGGUCGUCUUCCGGGACCAAGACUUUAUCGACCAAGACCCUGAAUGGCAACUCCACUCCUGGGGAUCCACCUUCGGCCGUCUGCACAUUCACCCCACCUCUGGCCAACCCGCCGAAUUCCCUGAAUUCCACCUCGUUUACAGAGAAGCCAGCGCCAAAAAGACCUUCAUCUCUUACUAUGCCGACCGACUGUCGACGACGGGGUGGCAUAGUGAUGUGACGUACGAGCUCCAGCCGCCGGGACUGACGACGCUGUUUUUGUAUGAUUCGCCGGAUACGGGGGGCGAUACGGUUUACAAAGCAGAGGCAUACAACCGCCUCUCUCCCUCCUUCCGCGCCUACCUCGAGACACUCACCGUCAUCCACUCUGGUGUGGAACAAGCCGAAUUCUCGCGCCGUGGUAACCGUGGCGGUGUCGUCAAACGUGAGCCUGUCGAGACGGAGCACCCACUCGUGAGGAGACAUCCGGUGACGGGCGAGAAGGCGUUGUUUGUGAACAAGCAGUUUUCGACAAGGAUUGUGGGGUUAAAGUAUGAAGAGUCGGAAGCGAUUUUGAACUUGUUGUACACGCAUAUCGCCCAAGGCCAAGAUUUCCAGGUCCGCGCGAAAUGGGAACCCAGGACCGUCGUCCUCUGGGACAACCGAGUGACAGCACACUCUGCCACGGGCGACUACGACCCCAACAAUGACGGUUUCCGACAUGGUACGCGUAUCACGCCCCAGGCUGAGAGGCCUUUCAUAUAA